Molecule: messenger RNA, 2777 nt
Organism: Micropterus salmoides (largemouth bass)
Lineage: Eukaryota; Metazoa; Chordata; Actinopteri; Centrarchiformes; Centrarchidae
Gene: scdb
Product: stearoyl-CoA desaturase b
Exons: 6
Coding region: 177-1181 (334 amino acids)
Biological process (GO): unsaturated fatty acid biosynthetic process; response to fatty acid
Cellular component (GO): endoplasmic reticulum membrane
Molecular function (GO): stearoyl-CoA 9-desaturase activity; palmitoyl-CoA 9-desaturase activity; iron ion binding
Source: RefSeq, a predicted model, not a curated record
GGAAUAAGGCGAUAGAGGACUUCAGUAAGUUAACCGGGGAUCAACGCACCAGUGUUCCCUUUAAUUUUUGCAUCUUUACCUCCAGGUUACAUCUCACGAGCGCCCGGAUCCCCCUUGCAGAUUUGGUCCUCUGUGGUGAGAAGCGGUUGGAAAGCACACGAACCACUUCGGCAAAAAUGACUGAAACGGAAACCAGGAACCACCACGCUGGCAAGCAACAGAACGGAGGUGCCAUGGCAGAAAUAUCGACAGUGGAGGAUGUUUUUGACGACACCUAUAAAGAGAAAGAGGGUCCCAAACCGCCGAAGAUGAUGGUGUGGAGAAAUAUCAUACUGAUGGCCCUCCUACAUGUCGCUGCGCUUUAUGGACUGAUUCUCCUUCCUUCCGCAUCGGCUUCAACUCUUGCAUGGUCUGUCGUGUGCUACCUCAUCAGUGCUCUUGGCGUGACUGCUGGUGCACACAGAUUAUGGAGCCACAGAUCCUAUAAGGCAUCUAAUCCACUGCGAGUCUUCCUCGCUCUUGCCAACUCCAUGGCCUUUCAGAAUGACAUAUUCGAGUGGGCAAGGGACCACCGUGUCCACCACAAGUACUCAGAGACGGACGCAGACCCCCACAAUGCCACACGGGGGUUCUUCUUCGCUCACAUCGGUUGGCUGCUGGUUCGCAAACAUCCCGACGUCAUUGAAAAAGGCAAGAAACUGGAUAUGUCAGACCUGAAGGCAGAUAAAGUGGUCAUGUUCCAGAGAAGGCACUACAAGCUCUCUGUGUUGAUCCUUUGCUUCCUCGUGCCCACCUUGGUGCCCUGGUACUUCUGGGGUGAGUCCUUGAUUGUGGCAUACUUCAUCCCUGGACUCCUGAGAUACGCUGUGGUGCUCAAUGCCACCUGGCUGGUCAACAGCGCUGCACACAUAUGGGGCAAUAGGCCUUAUGACAAGACCAUUAACCCGAGGGAAAACCCACUGGUUGCUUUCAGUGCCAUAGGGGAAGGCUUCCACAACUACCAUCACACAUUCCCCUUCGACUACGCCACAAGCGAGUUUGGCUGCAAGCUCAAUAUCACCACCGCCUUUAUAGACUUAAUGUGCUUCCUGGGUUUGGCCAAUGACCCCAAGAAGGUGUCGAAGGAAUUGAUCAUUGCUCGCAUUCAGCGGACGGGUGACGGCAGCCACAAAAGUGGCUGAGUCACACGAGCUCCAAACUCUACAAUUGAUACUGAUGUGUGGAAAUAAGACAGAACAUAGCAACAGGGAUAGCAGCAUUUCAGUGACAAGGGGGUGAUUACCAUACUUCUGAUUAUAAAUUAAACCUCUUCCUGAAACUAAUAUUGGCUUUUAAAGAGUUUUAGGCCUUUCCAUAAAUUGUCUGGGUCUCUAUUUAAGUUUUGAAGUGUCUUCACCGACUGUUAGCCACAGACAGCGACUUGGCUACAUGUUCAAGCACAGCUUUUUCACCAUAAUAUAAAACUGAAGAGGAUGAAAAGGGCUAAUUGGGAUUUGAGUCUCUUUUGGCACCAGUAGGACAACCAAACAGGUCUAUGUGAGCGGUGUGUUUAAGCAGUAAUUACAGAAAAAUUUACUGUAUGUCUUAUUUGUUAAUGUGCUAUUUAUUUGUAGUCUUUGGCACUUUAUUGAAACCCUUAACAGUGAGGCUUCUUUACAGGCAAGGUUGAGGGCCUUUUGCUCUAAUUUCUGUCAGUAGUGCUUUGUUUCAUUCCACAGGGAGUGGCGUUUCAGCUUGAUAUUUGUUUGUCUGUGUUUAAUGUAAGGUUUUCUUUAUUUUUGGUAAGCUAGUAGUCUUACUAAACCAUAAGCUGCCGUGUUCAAGGCCAACACCAAGACUGUCAACACUCUACUGAACUUUCCCCAUUUAUCAUACCAGAGAAACGCAUGGGUGAAUACAGUUCAGAUGGGUUGAACUUUUGGGAUACACCCACUGUCUCCAACUGUCCAUGGGGCUUCGAAUGAGGAUUAAGGUGUCCGGUGUAACGCAGUCUAUACCUCUGGUUAAGUAGUGAAGCCGCCACAGACUUCAUCAUUAACCCUUUUCAUGUAGACGCCUCUGGACUGAAACAUAGAACCAGAAUUCUCACUCUUAAUCUGAAAGGAGAGUUUCAGAUGUUUUGUAUUAAUUUCAAAUACUUGUGAUAUAUAUAUAUAAUCACAUCACACGCUCAAAUUUGAAGGUAUUCCUCUCCCUCAGAUAAGGCCAAUGAGGCAUGUCUAGGUGAAUUUACCUUGUGUGCUAUGUGAUUACUGAAAUGUGUCAGGACUCUUACCCAAUGCCUUAUGUAGGUUGCACACCUGUUAAAAAAGAUUAUAAGUGCAAGUUAUGGAACUAAAUUAGGGCUUAGAUUCACGGUUGUUGGUGGCGUCUGUCUGUUUUUAAGGAACACUUCAAAAAUUGAUCUCUUAUUUAUAAUGAAAAAAGAGGGACCGCUCAACAAUUCCUAAAACAUUUAUGGGUUACUAUGAUUUAACUUAACUGUAACCAAACAAAUACUUUGCUCCAAGAUCCAAACUUGUCAUGAUAUCAUUAAUGAUACUGUCAGAGUAUUUUUCACACCCCAUCUUUUACAGAGCAACACUUGUAUACAGUGUUACCUUCUGGGAGUUUAAAUGCCUUAAAAAAUGGCACCUUUUUUUCAAAGAAUGUUUUUGCCCACUGUAUGUACCAUAAAUAAACCAAAUUUUCUACUUGUGACAAAGGUAUGUUUUACUGUUUUUGCUGGAACUCUGUAAAACUCCUUAUUCGUAUACUGAAUAAAAAUGAUGACCAUA